AUGACCUCCCGUGACGGUGAAAUUCCAUACCCAUCGGCAAUCACAAGCGGAGACCGAACAAACAACCCCUCGCUUGAACUAGAGCCAGAAAUGCUCUACAUUACACUAUUCCGUAUGCCAAAGGAUGGGAACUAUCACUGGGCCCUAGUCAUCGCAACUACCAAUCGAACCGGUGUGGUCUACCAUAACACCAACGAUGGAGAGGGCUUCUACAUCAGCCGCUUCCUUCAUCCGCAUUUAUUGAACUCGGCAAGGUUCUUGGUCGCUCUUAAGGUGUCCAGACUCACAGCCUACGAGCGCAACUUCCAUGAAGAAUUCCACAGAAGGAUCGGUGAAGUUCCAAUAGAAGGUCAUACAUGCCGCACCUGGCUUUUUGAUGCCCUUUUCGAGGUUGCCGACCAGGGUCUUAUUGACCUUCAGCCAAACAGGGCACAGCUAGUUCAAAUCGAAAAUGAAGCCCUUAUGUACGCUGAAAGGGCUGCCGGAAAUAACAGUUACAUUACAGUCGCUAUGAGUAAUGCCUUCAAAAAAUAA
Microsporum canis CBS 113480 is the source of this 534-nucleotide messenger RNA. RefSeq lists its product as hypothetical. The transcript has a single exon. The coding region runs from base 1 to 534 and encodes 177 amino acids. The record is from RefSeq and is a predicted model, not a curated record. Lineage: Eukaryota; Fungi; Ascomycota; Eurotiomycetes; Onygenales; Arthrodermataceae.